Molecule: messenger RNA, 3144 nt
Organism: Macrobrachium nipponense
Lineage: Eukaryota; Metazoa; Arthropoda; Malacostraca; Decapoda; Palaemonidae
Product: serine protease 1-like
Exons: 6
Coding region: 237-1559 (440 amino acids)
Biological process (GO): proteolysis
Molecular function (GO): serine-type endopeptidase activity
Source: RefSeq, a predicted model, not a curated record
ACAUCUGUCUCACAAUGACCGUGCCUAACAGAUACAAAACUGAUAUUUAUACAAAGAUGGAAGCAUGGGAUCAGUCUUGAUCAGUGGCCGUUCUGACGCCGAAGUGGCAGCAGUAACAACUCUAUGCUGUGUUUUCCACGACGCCUCAUCGUUCAGAUACCAUCGCCACACGUGCUUGUAACAACUGGUCCAGCCAAGACUUGGAGAUUUGGACUCCCCCAAAUUCCAACACCAACAUGGCGGGCAGAUACUGGCGCCGUAGUAUUUCUUUGCUGGCAUUCGGCAUCUUUUGCCUCCUGAGUAGUACUACCACGGCCCAGCAAAACGGAAAAUGCAGCUCUAAUGGAGGCGAGUGCGUCCCCAGAGACGAAGUGGAAACUGGUUGUAAGCGUUCGCCGUUCCGCUGUCCGCCAGGGUCUGUCUGCUGCCUGACAACAGGACCCCAGUCGAGGCAGGGUAGUCCACCCAAGCAAGUCGGCCCGAAGCGGAAGUGCGUCAAACGUAAGCCCUGCACCCUCGAGAUGGGCAUCUGCGUACCAGUGAAAAAAAACAACUGUACUACGGGAACUGACGACACCCUGUGUAAAGGGGCGAGCUGCACCUGUUGCCUAGACGUAUUGGAUUGCAAGCAAGUGAAAAAGUGCACGAAAAAGGGAGGCCAUUGCAUGAAAGUGACCGAAGCCUCCUCCACUUGUGCGGGGAAUACUGAUGCUCGUCUGUGCAAAGGAUCGAAAUGUACUUGCUGCUUGUCGGGGUCUUGUCAGUGCGGCCGAGCCAACGAACCUCGAAUCGUAGGAGGGCAGGUGGUGACACCCGAACACAAGUAUCCUUGGCUGACCAGCAUUUAUAGGGACAAUGGAGACACCUUCAUCUGUGGAGCCAGCGUUAUCGAUGAUCGCCACAUCCUCACAGCGGCCCACUGCUUGUUCAGAGACCAAGUCUAUCCCCUCUCGCGCGACGAAGUCCGAAUAGGGUUAGCGGACCAUAACUUAAUCUCGACGGCGGACGACAUCCCCGGAGUAACGAAGAAGGUUGAAAUUGAAGACUAUGUAGUUCACGAGCAAUACGACAGUACCACUAGCGAGAAUGAUAUUGCAAUUAUCACACUGAAGGAGCCUUUAAGCUUAACAGCCGACGGACCUAUCAGACCCAUCUGCCUUCCGGCAGACGACAGCAUGACUUACGAGGGAGACGACGGCAUCGUCGCAGGAUGGGGCAAGUUGCAGUCUACCGAUUCAGCUGGAACCAACGUGCCAUACGAGGUCUCUGUCCCAAUCCUUAGUCCUGAUUGCCCAGGGGACUUCCCGAGCGAUUACGUCAUCACACAGAACAACAUCUGCGCCGGACUGGUCGAGGGAGGGAAAGACUCCUGCCAGGGGGACUCAGGAGGUCCCCUCGCCGUGCUGGAGGGCCAGACUUACACUCAGGUGGGAGUCGUGUCCUUCGGCGACGGAUGUGCCAAACCGAACAGUCCGGGAAUCUACACAAGGACCAGCAAGUACCUGGAUUGGAUCAAGAGCAAAACACAGGGCGGCAAAGUGUGUCCACCGGCCGUUUAAAGACGCUCACUGAUAUUAUCUCGUCUCUGGAGGCCUGGCUUCAUCUGAACUCUAGUCUUAUGCUUUCUGACUUGCUUGUGCUUGAGCUCGUAGUUACUAUAAUUUUGUGAAGUUCCUUAGUUCUAUCAUUAAGAUAUAAUUAUUCAAAAGAAAGGGAUUGCUAUAAGAUUCAGAGCCUUUGUCCCGGUGUUUUUCCAGAAUGACUUUUUUGUGUGCAUUUGACAAAGAUAUUCCUUAGCCAUAGUAUACUUUACAUCCCUACCUAAUUUUUUGCAGCAUUCUUUAUUAAUCAUAUUAGAAAAAAGUAUAUUCAUAAGAGUAAAAUAAAGCACCCGAAGCCAGUGGUGGAACACUCUGAUGUAUGGUUUCUAAGCUAUACGUGACAUAAGCAUAUGUCUUUGAAAUUCUGAGUGAAUAUUCGUACCUUGAAAUUCUGAGUAAAUUAUUCGUACCUUGUCAAGGCUUCAAGAAUGGCAGCUAUGAAAAGUCAUUGUCCCCGUGGUUGCAGGACAGCUUUUGAGAUUCGACCUGCACAAUUGUUUACAAGUGAGGUGGCCCGUGGCAAACCCUACGUAAGCUUGAACGGGUAAAUGAAUAAUAGGGCCCAUUUUUUGGGUAAGGAGUACAUCCGGACAUCCAAGGCUACCAAGUUCUCGUCAUUUGUUGAUUUUCUAAAGGUGCAGAAAAUUAUCAAAGGAGUUACGACGAAUGCCGAAGUUUUCUUCACUUUCUUAAUUGAUUUUUAACUGUAUAAUUUUUCAAUGGAGAAAUGGUGAUAGAAAUAAUUUCUCGGAUUACUUGUGGAAACCCUUUUUUUCUUCAAGGAUUUUAGCACUCGACCUCAUGACACAAAUCAUAUAUAUACUACUACUACCACUACAAAGUGUAAACAAGGAGUUUUGGUUGUAUUUCAUUGUUGCCAGAGGUUGAGACUUUUUCACGAAUAGCCAAUUAUCCAUUGAGAAGGAGGCAAGUUAAUAACUGUCAUAAGUUACGUCAUUAUAUCUUCGAAAGACAUUCCUCUGAGUUGGCUGACAAUGUCUACAAGAAGUCGGUGUUACUCUUAUAAUUUACCAGAAUUAUGCUACUUUCGUCAUACAGAAUACAGUCAAAAUUUAGGUAGGAAUGUAAGAUACCCUGUGACAAAGUAGGAUCUUUGUCAGGUACGUUGGUAAAAUCUUAUUCCGGAAAAAACACCGGGACAUCGCCUGUGAAUCUCAUAGUAGUCGUUAGCGGUUUCUAAAAGAGUUUAAUUUUGAAUUUAACAUUGAACAGAACAGAGCAAAAUACAAUAAGUGUUUUCUGUUAAAUUCAAUUUUUUUUAAAAAUUUGCUCUAGAGUUAAUAUAUCAUUAAAAUACAUAAUAGUUACACGACUUAACAGUCAAUAAUAGCUGAAAGCAAAAUAACAAAAUAAAUAUAUAUAUGAACAUACGUAUAUAUUUACAUUCUGUCUGACCCAUUACUGUUCAAUGUAAACUUGCCGACAUUUUUGAAUUUCAUGUCCUUUUCUUCCAUGUGUUUCGUGUGAUUCCAUUUGGAGGAUAUAUUGCACUAUAGUAAUAAAGGUUGCACUGCAUAUAAAA